This is a messenger RNA of Blepharisma stoltei, 6075 nucleotides long. Lineage: Eukaryota; Ciliophora; Heterotrichea; Heterotrichida; Blepharismidae. The record is from the annotation of a GenBank genome assembly.
AUGGACAACAAAGAACUUGAAGUCGAGGAUGAAAAAUUAUCUGAAGCUGAAGAACAUAAAACAAACAUCUUUCAACGUAUGUGGAGAGGUCUCAAGUCAGCACUUAUGGGAACCUUAUUUGUGAUGGCAAAGGACAGCAGGGUGUCAUUCAAAAUGAAUCUAUUGGGGAUGCUUAUAGACACUCUUCAGAUACUCUCCUUCCCAUUUAAUGACCGAGCCGAGUUCCCUUGAAAUAAAGAAUAUUCAGAGCUGUUUGCAGAGAUCUGUUAUUACAUAAAAUUUGAGUUCUAUAUAUCAGAAGAAAAUGCCUUACAAAAUUUAAUAAUAUAUUUGUGCUGCAUGUUUUUUGUCUUUGCAAAUUUGCUUAAUUUUGGAAUUGUUGGAUACCGAUUUAUCAAUAAAAAAGUCCAAAAUGUCGUUUUACUAAAAACCCUCAGAUCGGUUUCCUCACUUAUGACGACAUUAUUGUAUUUGCCAUUUCAGACACUUUUUAUUAUCAUUUUAAGCUGCGCUGUAGGCGCAAUGGAUUUUGAAGGAUGCCCGAAAGAGCAAAGCUGGCUGCUUAUAGCCUCAUCUACAAUAAUUUCAAUCAUAUUUGGACUAUUAAGUCUUAUAGUCGCUGCAAGUUUUUAUGAAUUAGAAUACACAAGUGAAGACGUAUAGAACUUUCUCUUCAAUAGCGCGAUAAGGCGUGCUUCCUGGUUUGACUAAAAGGUCUUUGGAACAUGAAAAUUUGAUGUUCCUUCUUUGUAAAAGAGUCAUACAGUGAAAAUAAAGAGUUCUGGCUGAUCAAUCUCGAGAACUUAAAGAGAAGCUAUUUGCAAAUUUACACUUUUGGUUCGUCAAAUGGAUCUGGCGAGCCAAUUCUGGCCGGUACUUGAAAUUAUAAAUGAUAGUUGCCAGAAUUUUAUCAAUUUUCUGAUGGCAAUUAUGAUCAGAAUUUAAUAAAUGGCACAGGAUCAGACAGCCCACUUAAAAAAUAUUGUUAAAAUUAAAGUCCCAUUUUAUAAAAGAUAUAAUAAAUUUUGAAAAAUUAUUAUUUUAUUUUAUAAAAAUUUUUUAUAAAACAUUUAUUUAUAUUGAUAUAAUUAUUUUAAAAUUUUAUUUUUUAACAUUUGAAAAAAAUUUAAAAAUAUUAUAAGAAUAUAAAAUUUUAAUAUCAUUAGUAAAGUUCGUAAAGAGCAACAAGCGCUUAGCACAAACUUGGCUUUUAUAAAGCAGUUAUUCAUAAUUAAAUCGGCAUCAUUUAUUUAGAAAUCUAUCCUUCCGCAAAAACACAACUCGAUCAACAAGUUUUUAAUUAUUAACUCCAUUUUAAUUUUCUAACGAAAACCAUAUGAGUCAUUAGUAACUUCGUAAAGAAGAGCAAGCGCUUAGCACAAACUUUGGCUUUUAUAAAGCAGUUGUAAUUAUUACCAAAGGAAUUAUUAGAUCGGUUUGAAAGGAAUAAGUUGUCUGAUCCUGUGCCAUUUAUUAAAAUUCUGAUCAUACUCGCCAUCAAAAAAUUAAUAAAAUUCUGGCAACUACCAUUUUUCAUUUCAAGUACUGGCCAGAAUUGGCUCGUCAGAUUCAUUUGACGAACCAAAAUGUAAAUUUUUCUCACAGCCUCUCUUCAAGUUCUCGAGAUUGAUCAGGCAGAAUUCUUUAUUUAGGCUAUUUUUCUCCCCCAUGAAUAAAGAAUAGCAAGUUUUCAUAUGUUUAAGAUCAUCCGGUAAAACCUAGGAAUGCGCCUUAUCGCGCUAUUGAAAAGAAACUUCUAUAGCUGCACGCCCACAUGCAAGGGUCGAGCUCUUAUUUUUGGUAACCAAAGCAGCAAUUAUUUUCUUUUUUAAUUUUUAUUACGAAAAAGAAUACUAUUGGAUGCUUGAUAUCAUCCUUUUGGUGUCUGGUAUCACAAUUACUUAUCUGUAUCUCUAUUAUAUGCCCUUUUACGAUUAUCGGACUUGUGUUAUCCAAACUCGGUUUUUGGCAAUUUUCACUUGGGCAGGCAUUUGUUUACUCCCCCCCCUCCGUGAGUGAACAAAAAAAUUUUGUUCACUCACGGAGGGGGGUUAAUUUUUUUUUUUUUAAAAAAAUUUAUAUUUCAAUUUUAUAAAAAAUAUUUUUUUCGAAAUUUAAAAAAAUCCUAAUUCGCAAAAAUUGGAAAGCAAAUAUUAAUUUAAUUUAUAAAAUUUAUGUUAAAAAGCAAUUCGUUUAAAAUUAAACAGAAUUAGCUCUAUAUUUCAUUAUACUAAUUAUCAUUUAUAUAUCAAAUUUUUUUUUCAUAAAAAAUUUUUCUAUUAAAAAAAUUUUUGUUCACUCACGGAGGGUGGGUUUUUUUGGGCAAAAAAUAGCGAUUUUUCUAAUGGUUUUGUUCACUCACGGAGGGGGGGGAGUUAGCAAUAGCUCUGAUUAUUGACAACCAUGAAGAUCCAGCCCCAGUAACAAUGUUUUAUAUUGGGAUCCCGUGUUGGUGGAUUUUAAUUGGUGAAGCUUGCAAUUGGAGACGUCGAGUGCUAUUAAAUAAAACUAUAAAUACUAUCAGGAAUCCUUAUGAGGUCGAGCUUCAUACAAGAUUUAUGAUACUAGACAGAGUGGGGUCUUAUAAGACCAAAGACACCCAGCUUUUAGACGAAAUUGAAGAAUUUUAUUAUCAAGCUGAAAGAAAGUUCCCGAAAUCAAGCAUUUUAAAGAUCUUUGUCGCACAAUUCCAUUUAACUUAUAAAAACCGCCAAGAAGCCAUACCAAAGCUAGAGCAAGCUGAAGAAAGAAGCCCAAAGCUUGAUGAACAGUUUAUUAUUUAUAAAACAAGGCAACACGUCGGAAAAGACGCAAUCACAAUGGUCACUUUUGCGAGCUAUUUGGAAUCAGCCCAUAUUGCAGAAGUACAGUCAUUGUCGGCGCAGACUGAGUUUUGGAGGGAGCUUGGAAAAAAUAAAGCACCAAGCUUUGAUAACUUGACGAGGCUUGCGAAGACGAUCACGAAGAAUUUUGAUACGGCGUAUAGUCAUUAUCAGUAUUUGAUGAAUGUAGAUAGGACAAAUAAGAAAAUGCUGCCAAUGUAUGUGUAUUUUUUGCAGGAUUUAAUGCAUAGAGACGAUUUGGAGGUCAGAAAUUUGAGAAAUAGGGUUCAUGAUAUUAGAGCCCAGGAUUCAGUCAAAGUAGUAUCAAAAGAUAUAUUUUUAAUCAACCCUGAAGUAGAAAUCACAUGCUCAGGCCAUGCAAUUGGGCUGAUUGAAAAAGUUAACUCAAGCUUCCUAUUGUGGCUACAGUACCCUAAAGCUUUAUUAAUAAACCAAAACAUAAUCAGAUUUAUGCCAGAUCCGUUCGGUAGAGACUUUUUAGCAAGAAUUGACGCCUUCCAAGACUAUUGGGAAGACUUAAACGAAAUUUCUCCUGAUGACGUAUAUUUCAUUGAUAAAGAUGGCUACAUAGUAUCAGCCCCAUGCAAGCUUAUUAUAGCCAAUGAUGACCUAAUAAACAGACGAAAAAGUAUGGUCACAAAAGACUUGCUAAAAGACGAUGACACUACUAACAACAGCAAUCUUUUACAAGACGACUCCAAGCUUGGAAACACUGCUGACGCAAUCGCCUAUUACCAGCGGCCUAUGUUCCCUGAUCUUGCCAACAAGCUAGCCUGCCAAUUUUCUAUAAGUGACGAUGACGUCGCUUUAUUAAUCAUCAAUUCAGACAUGAAAAUAAUUUAUUUCAAUCGACAAGCCCAUUUUUACUUCGGGGUGAUCCCUGAUUUGCAUGGGCACAAAGAUAUUUCAGAAAUCAUUGCGAACUUUAAAAUGAUAUUUGAAAGGUCUAAAAUAAAAAUUAAAACGAGAACUGGGAGGCAUUUAGACUAUGAACCUGUACAGUCCUUUGUAUUGACUCCUAAUGGGAGAUAUUUAAAAGUGGUUUUUAAUAUUUCUGAGCAUUGUAUAGAAAAAAAUGUAUUUUAUAUUAUUAUAGGAUGGAGAACAAAUAUAAAUAUGAAUGAAGAUUAACGAUAUCAUAUUUAUUAUAUAAAAAUAGGAUAGUGCUGAUAGUAUUAGUGAUCAGAUUUAUUGCAAAUAGUGUAAUAUGACAGAAGCGCCGCCCUACUCAAAAUCAACUAAUUUAUUUUUAGCUCAUUUUUCAAGAGUAAUAGAAUCUGCACUUAUGAGGAGAAAUACCAGGAUUGAAUCAGCUGUGGUAAACCCUGAGAGCACAGAAAAUGGUUUAAAAAGCACAAAAAAGAUAUUGAUGUCGCUUAGGAAACAAAUAGAAGAAAAAAACCGAGGCUUUUCUCCAGAGCUGAACAGGCUUAAUUUAUAUUUUUUGCUUUUUGGGGUAUUUAUGAUAGUUGUUUUCAGUGUGAAUUUUUAUAUUGUGGAGGUUUCAUUUGAUACUUAUACUGAUAGGUUAGAUUAUAUGAGCAGUUUAACUGAUAUACAAAAUUAUAGUGUUUUAUUAUCCUUUUUUGUUAGGCUUCUUGAUGCUAACCAAAGAGGCCUAAAAAUGCCAGAAGAUACUAAUUCAAUAAUAACUCAAGCAAGCUAUGCAGCUUUAAACCUAAGCAAUUUAGCCUCAGACAUGAGCAACCAUGUAAGUUUUACCUGGCUUCAAAACUCUGAAAUCAAUUGUCUAAGCUACGACACAGCUAAAGGCUACUAUAUUGACAACUUCAACCCUAUAAAUAGCAUAAUGCAACAAGUCACAUUUACAAAAAAACUAAUAAAAUCAGACCUUAACGAUUGAGAUGUAGAAACAAACCCUACAUCUUACUGGGUUUUCGAAAACGGUAUGACUUCUAUUGCCACCGCUCUUGACUAUUUAGCUGACAAAUACAACGAUAAAGCUUAUGAUGACCGAGAAAAUACCUUAUUAUUUGGAGUCUGAUUCGCAUUGGCAGAAGUUAUGCUUGUUUUCAUUUUAUUGCUAUUUGUGCUGCCUUUAUUUUUUAAAUCAGAAAGAAUUCAUUUAGAAGUGGUCGGCGUAUUUUUCAGCAUAAAUCAAAAAUUAGUAUCUUAUUUAGAAGAAGACACUAUCAAUAAAUUAAGUAUGAGAAAAGAUAAAUCAUACCCAGACUGCAGAUCACAAUAUAGAGCUGGAGAAGAAUUAUGAAAUGAAAUUGUUUUUUCUGAUAUAAAAAAAGCUGAACUCGGAUCUUUUACAGAUAAAAGACAUAAACUGAUAGCUCAUAAUAAAAGAUGCAUUUCAAGGCUGAAAUUAAUUUUCACAAAUGGGCUUAUGAGAAGUAUUUGGCUGUUUUGCAUAAUUUCGCUUAUAUAUGUGCUGGUUUUCCAGCUUUGGGUAGGGGAGUUAAUCCCUCUUAAUUUAUUAGAGCAUGGGGUCAGAAUUGUGAAAUAUUUUGGGACAAUGGAUAUUCUGCUAACUAGAAGCAAUCUUUUCCUUAUUAACAUUGUGAUGUCAACUAUGCAAGGCUAUGAUAAUAUCACAGAACUAAAUGGGACAUAUCCAAACGCUUAUUUAUCAAUUGAUUAUGCUUCAAAAGAAUUUUUAAAUGAAACUGAUAAUUUAAGAAACUUCAUGGAAGCUUUACUUGUAGGGAAUAACACCAUGAAUAUGCCUUAUAAAGAUAUUUACUCUUUAUCUAGAAGUGAUUUUUAUAAUGAUUUAUUUGUGGAUAGCUGUGAAUCGUUAGUUUCAGGGCUGGACUGUAGCGCUUUAGAUGACAUUCUUAAUUCAGGCUACAGGGAAUCUAUUAUGACUUUUAUUUUUGACUCAGAAUUUUUAGCUAAAAAAACAUAUAUAGAUAUGAUAGAUUCUACUAUAGAAGAAAGAUGAGAAGCUUUGGAUUAUGAUUUAUUAAGAACUCUCCAGCUAGAAUAUAAGUUCUUGUGGCUUAUGGGAAAAGGUGUCCAAAACAAUGUGCUGGAUUAUUUUCAUAAUACUUUGGACGCUUAUUAUUUAGUCAGGCAGUGGGUGCUGAUAUUUUUUUGUAUAACAACUUUCUUUUAUUAUAUCCUUAUUUUUAGAAAAGCAUUGGCAAGGCAGGAAAGGAGAAGGAAGCUAUCAAGGUCGAUGCUGCUACUUUUGCCUGAAAAAAUCGUGGUAAGGUCACAAGAAGUACAAGAUUAUUUGUGUCAUAUAAAUUUAGAUUAA